Molecule: messenger RNA, 498 nt
Organism: Adineta ricciae
Lineage: Eukaryota; Metazoa; Rotifera; Eurotatoria; Adinetida; Adinetidae
Source: the annotation of a GenBank genome assembly
AUGUCGUCGAAUACUGCCACUGGUGCUCUAGCUUCUCAAGUCGCUUCUGACGAAGCAUCUGCUGUUCGUCGGAAAGCAGCAGAAAAAUGUCAACUUGUAUUGGAAACCUUAUAUGAUUCUCACAAUGGAUAUAAACAAUGCGCUGCGGAUUGUAAAGAUACAGCUAUGCAAAUGCUUUUCGAAAAAAUAGCUUCUAGCCGUGCUGAUCUCAUUAGUCAACUAUCUAAUGUUAUUCAAGUUGAUUUAGGUGUCGAACCAGUCAAAUCUGGUUCAGCAAUUGCUGCCGCUCAUCGAACAUGGAUCGAUGUAAAAGCCUGGUUUACUGACGGUCGGGAUAAGCAGGCUAUUGUCACCGAAGUUCACCGUGGAGAGGAAGUUCUCAUUAAAUUCUACGAAUCAGCUAUCGAAGAUACAAAUCUUCUUGCUAAAGUUCGAGAUUUUCUUCAAGAACAAUUGAAAACAGUCAAGGAACAAAAUGCAUCCGUUGAUGCAAUCUAA